UGCUGCUGAUCCUGGACUGAACUUCUGGUGCCCGGGAAAACCAAACCGCUCCCAGUUUCCACGACGAGCUAAGGCUCCCUGCCCCGCUCCUGAGAGGAGAUUCCCUGGAGCCAGGAAAGCCUCUCCUCCCCGGGACCGCAAGGGGAGAGCAGCGACAGGCACUGCCCCCAGCCCCUGCUGUGCAGAGACCACGUUCCUCGGCAGAACCAGUUUUGCGUCCCUGAUUGUCCAUCUUGCCUUUUCUUCACGAAAAUGAAGAAAAUGAUUACAUGCUUCCUACUGCUGUUUGGACAAACUCUACUUUUCAGUGCCUCCGCCAGGGAGAGACAUCUUCCACCAGCAUUUUCAAGCCAAAGAAAUGGUGCUAACCCACAAGGUACUUUACGUGAGAAUGCUUGCAACCGUAAACGUCUUGAUCUCGUCUUCAUCAUCGACAGCUCUCGCAGUGUACGUCCUUACGAUUUUGAAAAAGUGAAGGAAUUCAUUUUAACCAUCUUGCAGUUCCUAGACAUCAGUCCUGACGUCACCAGAGUAGGCCUCAUUCAAUAUGGCAGCACAGUCAAACAUGAGUUUUCAUUGAAGACGUUCAGGAGGAAACAUGAUGUGGAACGAGCAGUGAAAAGAAUGAUGCACCUGGCCACUGGCACCAUGACUGGACUGGCUAUUCAGUAUGCACUGAACAUUGCAUUUUCAGAAUCGGAAGGGGCACGGCCACUGAGCCAGAAUGUGCCCAGAAUUAUCAUGAUAGUGACAGAUGGGAGACCACAGGAUCCUGUGGCAGAGGUUGCAGCUAAAGCCCGGAACUCAGGCAUCCUGAUUUUUGCCAUUGGUGUGGGGAGAGUGGAUAUGAACACCUUGAAGUCCAUUGGAAGUGAACCUCAUGAAGAGCAUGUCUUUUUGGUGGCUAAUUUCAGUCAGAUUGAAACACUAACCUCUGCAUUCCAGACUAAAAUUUGCGUGCCCCAUGUGUGCAGUAUAACUGAGCAUGGUUGUGAUCACUUCUGUAUUAACACUCCUGGCUCCUACAUGUGCAAAUGUAAACAGGGAUACAUUCUGAACGCUGACCAGAAGACUUGCAGCACCCAGGACCUAUGUGCUGUGGAGAAACAUGCCUGUGAACAGAUCUGUGUGAACACACCUGGGUCCUAUGUCUGUCAGUGUUAUGAUGGCUAUGGGCUCGAUGAAGAUGGAAAGAAGUGUAUCAUUGUAGACCUUUGUGCUUUGGAUAACCAAGGUUGUCAACAUGAGUGUGUAAGUAUGGAUGACUCCUACUACUGUAGAUGCCAUCAAGGAUUUAUUCUAAAUCCAGACAGAAGAACUUGCAGAAGACCAGAUUACUGUGCUUUGCAGACCCAUGGCUGUCAACAGGAAUGUGUUAAUACAAAUGAUUCCUAUUUUUGUCAGUGCCGACACGGGUUUACUCUUAAUCCAGAUAAGAGAACUUGCAAAAGAAUAAACUUCUGUGCUUUGGGUAAACAUGGCUGUGAACAGGAAUGUGUUAACACAGAAGACUCUUUUGUGUGCAGAUGUCGUAGUGGAUACACCCUAAACCAUGAUGGCAAAACGUGCAGAAGAGUGGAUCACUGUGCUGAGAACAACCAUGGCUGUGAGCAGCUGUGCCUAAACACCGGCGACUCAUAUGUCUGUCAGUGUUCUGAAGGAUUCAUCAUUAAUGAAGACCUAAAAACCUGCACACGAGUGGACUAUUGUGCACUGACUGACCCUGGUUGUGAACAUUUGUGUGUAAACAGUGAAAAAUCUUAUACUUGUCAGUGCUUUGAAGGAUAUGAGCUUCGUGAUGAUGGGAAAACUUGUAAACGUAAAAAUGUCUGCAAAUCAGUCAACCAUGGUUGUGAACAUGUUUGCGUUAAUAGUGACAAUUCAUACAUCUGCAAGUGCCGUGAGGGAUUUGCACUGCGGGAAGAUGGGAAAACGUGCAGAAAUAAAGACUUCUGCAAAUCAGUUGACCAUGGUUGUGAACAUGUUUGUGUUAAUAUGGACAAUUCCUACAUCUGCAAGUGCCAUAAGGGAUUUGUACUACGAGAGGAUGGGAAAACGUGCAGAAAUAAGGAUGUCUGCAAAUCAUUUGACCAUGGCUGUGAACAUAUUUGUGUUAAUAAUGACAAUUCCUACAUCUGUAAGUGCCAGGAGGGAUUUGUACUGAGAGAGGAUGGGAAAACAUGCAGAAAUAAAGACUUCUGCAAAACAGUUGAUCAUGGCUGUGAACAUAUUUGUGUUAAUAAUGACAAUUCCUACAUCUGUAAGUGCCAGGAGGGAUUUGUACUGAGAGAGGAUGGGAAAACAUGCAGAAAUAAAGACUUCUGCAAAACAGUUGAUCAUGGCUGUGAACAUAUUUGUGUUAAUAAUGACAAUUCCUACAUCUGUAAGUGCCAGGAGGGAUUUGUACUGAGAGAGGAUGGGAAAACUUGCAGAAAUAAGAACGUCUGCAAAUCAGUCAACCAUGGUUGUGAACAUGUUUGUGUUAAUAUGGACAAUUCCUACAUCUGCAAGUGCCAUAAGGGAUUUGUACUACGAGAGGAUGGGAAAACUUGCAGAAAUAAAGACCUCUGUAAGACCAUUGACCAUGACUGUGAACAUGUUUGUGUUAAUGAUGACAUUUCAUACACCUGCCAGUGCCAUGAGGGAUUCAUACUAAGAAAAGAUGGGAAAACAUGCAGAAGUAAGGAUGUCUGCAAAUCACUUGACCCUGGCUGUGAACAUAUUUGUGUUAAUACUGACAGUUCGUACGUCUGCAAGUGCCAUGAGGGAUUUGUACUGAGAGAGGAUGGGAAAACAUGUAGAAAUAAAGACCUCUGCAAAACAGUUGAUCAUGGCUGUGAACAUAUUUGCGUUAAUAAUGACCAUUCCUACGUCUGCAAGUGCCAUGAGGGAUUUGUACUACAGGAAGACGGGAAAAUGUGCAGAAGAUGCACUGAAGGCCCAAUUGAUCUGGUGUUCGUGAUUGAUGGAUCAAAAAGUCUCGGAGAGGAUAAUUUUGAAGUUGUAAAGGAAUUUGUCUCUGGAAUCUUGGCUUCUCUUGAGAUUUCUCCCAAAGCUGCUCGAGUUGGUUUGCUGCAGUAUUCCUCUGAAGUUCGCACAGAGUUCACAUUAAGACAAUUCAGCACAGCCAAAGACAUGAAAAAAGCAGUAUCCCAAAUGAAAUACAUGGGGAAAGGCUCCAUGACUGGACUUGCCUUGAAAGAAAUGUUUGAGAGAAGCUUUACUGAAGCGGAAGGGGCAAGGCCAUUUUCAGCAGACGUGCCCAGGGUGUCUAUAGUGUUUACAGAUGGACGAGCCCAAGAUGAAGUCUCUGAGUGGGCCAGCAAAGCAAAGCAGAAUGGUAUAACUAUCUAUGCUGUUGGAAUAGGAAAAGCAAUUGAGGAAGAAUUACUGGAAAUUGCUUCUGAGCCACCAGACAAGCAUCUCUUCUAUGCUGAAGACUUCAGUACCAUGGGGGAGAUAAGUGAAAAACUAAAAAAAAGAAUCUGUGAAGCUUUGGAAGAGUCAGAUCCCCAUCAGGAUCCCCUGACAGGGAGGCCUCACAAGACUGGUCCUCAUUCUUCAGGAUCUGAACCAGGCAGCAUAGCCAUCACAGACCUCCUUGCCUGUUCCAAUUUUGCAGUACGUCACAAGUAUCUUUUUGAAGAGGAGAGUGUUUCACAGUCAACAGCAAGAUCAGCAAACCCUUCAGAAGAUAAGGAGCAGUGCAACUGUGAAAAUCUCAUAACAUUCCAGAACCAUGCCAAUGCUGAAGUGAAAAAACUAACUCAGCGAUUGGAAGAAAUAACUAAGAGAAUGGAAGCCCUGGAAAACAGACUAAGAUACUGAUGAAGAGUUAACAGAAGUAUACACUGUACUGUAUAUUUAUACAUACAAAUUGCAACAAAGCUAUUUUCU
Molecule: messenger RNA, 3897 nt
Organism: Gopherus flavomarginatus (Mexican gopher tortoise)
Lineage: Eukaryota; Metazoa; Chordata; Testudines; Testudinidae
Gene: MATN2
Product: matrilin 2
Exons: 25
Coding region: 253-3828 (1191 amino acids)
Molecular function (GO): calcium ion binding
Source: RefSeq, a predicted model, not a curated record